AUGCCUAUAGCUUCUUCAUUUAUUAUGAUCCGUGAAGUUCACGAGGGAAGUGCUAAUAUGAGACCAGCAAGCGCAGCUGCGAUAGGUCAUCUAGCAAGACGAGAGAAACUGAAGCGUAAUGUUCAUAUCAUCUUCAGACGGCUCAUUCUGUUUGAACUGUCGGUCUUCACUGAGCUUCUGCGCAAGGUUGUACAAAAAACGAUAGAUUUUGAAAUAAUAUUCAACGAUGUUUGCGUUCCUCGUGCUGUCUUCUACGAAACAUCUGAUGCUCAUGAAAUACCGAUGUACCACAUCGAAAUGCCCAAUGCGAACAAUGCUCAGCUAGUGAAAGUUGUCUAUGAUGAUUUUGACGUGGAAAUGACCGAUACAUCAGGACUCAAACAGCAAUUUGAAAUGGAGCAGCGUCAAGAGCAUUUCAGUAUAAAGAUCUUGUUUGGGAUUGUUGUUGUUUCUGGAGCAGGAGCGUUAUCCAACAUUCUCUUAUCAGAAGAAGGUGUUAAUGCACUAGUAUUCCAAUAUAAGUGCAGUCUGGACAUUCUCACCAGGUUUGAUUCUCGUGGACUGUUUUCUCAAGUACGUCGUCAAGAAAUCGAUUCUGAGAUUCUUCAUGUUAAAGAUCAGUUCAAAAAGCAUCUAGAGUUUUCUCCAUUUACAAGAGAAUUCUAUUAA
Molecule: messenger RNA, 669 nt
Organism: Enterobius vermicularis (human pinworm)
Lineage: Eukaryota; Metazoa; Nematoda; Chromadorea; Rhabditida; Oxyuridae
Source: the annotation of a GenBank genome assembly